This is a messenger RNA of Phaeoacremonium minimum UCRPA7, 978 nucleotides long. RefSeq names its product putative regulator of v-atpase-like protein. Lineage: Eukaryota; Fungi; Ascomycota; Sordariomycetes; Togniniales; Togniniaceae. The transcript has a single exon. The record is from RefSeq and is a predicted model, not a curated record. The coding region runs from base 1 to 978 and encodes 325 amino acids.
AUGGAAAAUUCCGUACGGAGUGUUACUAAGAAAUGGUCGGCUGCAGCCCUAGAGGCAGAAACUACUGGACAAAACUUGUAUGAGACGGCUGUGGCUAUGGAUAGAAUCCACCUUGCCGCCACCUUCUUUGAGUCAGCGCGCUCCGCAGUCAAACAGACCAAGGAGCAGAAAGAUACAGCAGACUCAAUAUUCCAGCGGGAGACCACGCCGACAGUACUCGCGCACUGGGAAGAAGAAACCAGUGUUCUACAACGAUUGAGGCGCUGGAGCGACCUCGGCGCAUUCUACAGUGGCGUCAAAGAUCAAUUUGAUCACUGGCGAGUGAAUGCUAAAAGGGCGCGCAAGCAAAGGCUGGGCGAUUUAUAUCGUGCAUUCCGGUUCCAAUAUAAACUUGACAUGGUCCGGGAUUGCCUGGACCUGUGGCGAGAGGCCACUGCAAGCGCCAUCACGUCGACCUGGGACGCUGACGACAUCAAGGCUAGCCACGAUAGAUCAGUUGUCGAGGAGAGCCUUCAGGUCUGGCAAAACGAGCUGUCAUUCGUCGAGUUCAGCACGCAAGUCGCAGUGGAAGCCGACCAGGAGGCCUAUCUUAUGGCGUGGCAGGCGGAACAUGCUGCCAUGAAAGAGGCUGAGAUUGAUGCGCAAGAAUACGAUGCCGGUCAGACGCUUAACGAACAUUGGGAAUAUUGGGUCUUGGCAACGUUGCAGCAGAGAAGCCGUCACCCUACAGUUGUUGAGAUGCAAGGCCACAAUGCGAAGAGACUGCGUCGGCAGGCUUUGACCUUAUGGAUCGAGCAGACAUUUCCCAACAGAGAGCCAGAGGUGGACUUCAGGGCAUCCCGGCGGAGUGCGAGAUUUAUAACGCCUGCUCGCAACCGCAACUUUAUCGACUACAGCACUUACAGCUUCCGGCCGCCAUCCGAGCUGAAUUUUGACGAACAUGAUGAAGGGCCUAGCUUUGAGGACUCUCGACUUUAG